Molecule: messenger RNA, 408 nt
Organism: Trichophyton rubrum CBS 118892
Lineage: Eukaryota; Fungi; Ascomycota; Eurotiomycetes; Onygenales; Arthrodermataceae
Exons: 3
Coding region: 1-408 (135 amino acids)
Biological process (GO): NLS-bearing protein import into nucleus
Cellular component (GO): nucleus; nucleoplasm
Molecular function (GO): nuclear import signal receptor activity
Source: RefSeq, a predicted model, not a curated record
AUGGCUGAACGCUACAUCCCCGAGCAUCGUCGUACCCAGUUCAAGGCGAAGGGCACAUUCAAGCAGGAUGAGCUCCGUCGUCGCCGCGAGGAGCAGCAGGUCGAGAUCCGCAAGCAGAAGAGAGAAGAGAAUCUCGCCAAACGAAGAGGUAUUGGCGCCGGGAUAGGAGCCAGUGAUGGCGGCAUGCUCGCAGACAGUGACGAUGAAGCUGGUCCCAUCGAAACUGAGUUGGAUGCAGAGCUCCCAGAGAUGGUCAAGGGCGUGUUUUCAGACCAGAUCGAACUGCAGAUUCAGUCCACCACCAAGUUUAGAAAACUCCUCUCCAAGGAGAGAAACCCCCCAAUUGAACGUGUUAUCGAGACCGGUGUUGUUAGCCGUUUCGUCGAUUUGAAGCCGCCUGGGCCCUGA